AUGAGCAUCACGGGAAAACACGGGAGCUUCGGGUCAAGCCAGGUCGCGGACGCAGGACCUGCGCUGUUUCUCCUACUCCCUCGCUGUCCCGCUCUCCUCUCUGGUGAAGCGCCAAAUCUGCCCUGCGCCGUAACUGCCGCUUCUUCCGCCGCUGCCGAAGCCAUGUGGGACGGCGAGGAGGAGGACGACGACAGAGUGUGCCACACGCGCGCGGAGUAUCGGGCGGGGAGGCGCGAGAGGGCUGUGCGCGUUUACACUGUGAACGAUGAGUCAAGAUACCUGAUGGUGCGCAACGUGCCGGCGCUGGGGUGUGUGGACGACCUGCUCCGGCUGUUCUCCGCGCAUGGGCCCGUUGAGGAGCACCGCAUGAUGGACGAGGAGGACGCCCCUCCCUUCACCGACGUCGUGUGGCUCAAAUUCACCCACCUCCACCACGCCAGGUUCGCAAAGAGAAAGCUGGACGAGUAUCCAUUCAUGGGCAGCGCAUUGAAAGUUUCGUACCUGCCCGGGCAUGAGGCGAUGGAGGACACGUGGGCGAAGCUGGAGGAGCGAGGGCGAAUCGUGGCCAUUCGUUGCCGACGGCUGGCGGAGGAGCAGGCGGGUUUGCAGACGGGUGGAGGGCAGGAUGACAGCAGGGCAAGGCACAGAGAGGCGCCCGCAGGGAUGGGUGACACUUUACCGGUGGCAGCAACAUCAACAGCAGCAGCUUCACCGGCAGCAGCGUUGGCAUCAAGAGCUGCAGCACCAGUAGCAGCAGCAGCAGCAGCAGCAGCAGCAGCAGGCAGCAUCCCGCCACUGGCACCCCUUCCUCCGCCGCGUCCCCAGGCACCAACCCUGCCUCUCCCUUCCGCCAUCCCCGCACUCACUCCACACUCUCGCCUGCAGCCCGCCCAGCCACAUCAGCAACCCACCCAGCCACAUCAGCAGCUCGCCCAGCCACAUCAGCAACACGUGGCAGCAGCUGGCACCAGCAGCGCCAUCAACACAGACAGCAGCAGCGACAUGAUCAUUGCAACGAGCAGCAGGGACGCCUGCAGCACCGCUGCCACCAGCAACACCCCUGGCAGCACCUUCGGCACCAGCACCAGCGACACCACCCCCCCACCCCACGCUCCAUGCUACUUCGGCGUUGCCUCCAUGGAUGCUGCUGUGGCCCGUGUGCGAUCGCACCUCGCUGUGCUGCACGCCCCACCACAUCCCCACAGCACCCCGCCUAUUGUAUGCCGCAUGUUCGCUCCCCCUAGCUCUGCGCUUGGCUCUCCUUACGCCCUGCCCUUCACUCGACCGUCUUCUUCUCCACCCCUUCCUUUUCCCCACCCGAUUUCCCCCUUCCUCUCCCCUUCCCCCCCUCCUCUCCCUACCCCCCUCCCCACAUCCUGCUCCAUUGGUUUGUCUGCGCCUUAUGAACGCUCCCACUGUCCUUUCCACUAUAUUCGUUCAGCAUAUCCCUUGUGCACAGCUGCCAUCUGCUCAGCAUGUCCCUUGCCGUGCGUCCCUUCCCCCACUUGUGUGUUCUCUCGCAUGCCAUCCGCCACUGCAGACAGACACAGCGAGGGACUGUCCGGCAUGGGAGCAUGGGAUAAGGAUUGCACACGAGCACCGUUCAGACGGCACAGAGCACACGCACGCCAGGGAGGCGCAUGGCAGCUGCCCUGCGAGUGUGGCGCAAGGCAUGGCAGGAGGGGAAUCGGAGGGUGUAGUCUCGCGCGCCGUCUGCCUAUCAUCCCCUCCGUCCCACUCAUCUCCAUCCCCGCACCACAUCACUCCACCUCCCGCUCCACUGCCAACCCUCCUUUCCCCGCAAUUCCUGCACCUUACGACCCACCCUGUCAUGUAACCUCUGCUUCCCCGUCCACCCCUCCGCCGCCUUCCCUCCCCAACUCGCCUCCCACUCCCCCGCCCCGCCUUCCCAGCCUCCCAGCCACCGGCGGGCAGUGGCCGCCCUUCUGGCUGCACGGGAAGCUUCCGCGAAAGAGCCCGAAGGGCGGCGCGCAGGAGCUGACGCUGUGCCGCGUGUACAAGGAGCGCACGUGCUGUGGGCGCGAGAACAGCGACCACGCCCUCAUCUCCACCCGGCGGCUGGUGGUGGGGGGGGAGCCCACGGACGACUGCAUUGCCAAGUGGGAGGCGCUGCAGUGUGCCACGUGUCACCCCCUCAUUGGCACCCAGCACGGGCCGCCCGCCAUUUGCAACUCGUUCUGUGACGCCGUCUUUUCUGCGUGUGGGUCGGCAUUUUUUGCAGCAGAUGGCACCUCCCAGCACAUCUUCCCCUGCGGCCGCCGCGACACGCUCUGUGCCCGGGCCGACUCUCUUGCUUCCUCCGGCCGCCAGUUCUGCCAGCUGGCGGGCUUUGAUUGGCUGCCCGACUCGCACGGGGCGGGGGUUCAGAGGGGAGGGGGGCGAGGGGAGGAGAUGGGGGGGAGAGAGGACGAGGAGGGGCAUGAGAGGGUGUGCUUUGACGGCACACUCCCUUCUGCCGCUGCUGUUGUGAGGGGGAGGCACAAGGGGGCCGGGAGGAAGGGGGAGAAGGGGAGUGGUGAGGAGGAGGAGGCGGAGGAGGAGGGCAGUGGGUGGUGGGAGCAGUGGGCGGGCGGAGAGGGGGGGAGGCCGUUUGGGGGCAGCGUGGUGUGGAUGGUGUGCGGCCUCGUGCUCACUGCUGGCCUCUCCUACAUGCGGUGGGUGGCGGCACGCAGCCGGCGCAGGAGGCUGUUUAUGGGGCUCGUCAAGCGGGUUGGGGGCGGGGGGCGGCAGCAACAGCUGGAGGUGGUGAGGGCGAGGCAGCAGAAGCAACUCGACGAGGCUGCGGCUACUGCUGCGUCCCCCACCUCUACCACCACUGCCUCCGCCGCUGCUGCCACGACCACUGCCCGCAGCACCGCAAGGCAGCCUCGCUAG
This is a messenger RNA of Closterium sp. NIES-65, 2895 nucleotides long. The record is from the annotation of a GenBank genome assembly. Lineage: Eukaryota; Viridiplantae; Streptophyta; Zygnematophyceae; Desmidiales; Closteriaceae.